Messenger RNA from Tripterygium wilfordii, 1901 nucleotides. RefSeq lists its product as uncharacterized. The record is from RefSeq and is a predicted model, not a curated record. Bases 183 to 1532 code for a protein of 449 amino acids. The transcript is spliced from 9 exons. Lineage: Eukaryota; Viridiplantae; Streptophyta; Magnoliopsida; Celastrales; Celastraceae.
GAGACCGUUAUACGGGAAGUAUCUGUACCGUAUUCACUAUUCUUUUGUGGUCGUCGCACACAAACGCCGCUCUAGACCUGAUCCUCGUUGCUCAUUGAGGGACAAAAACAAUUGGACGUCACUGUAUCACUCAGAUCUCUGAAGAUUACUGUAAAAGAGAACAGAGAGAGAGGUAGGCGACGAUGUUGAUGAUGGAGUCCGCCAUGGCCGUUCGAUUUCCCGCUGGUGCGAGUUUCUGCUCCUCCGCCGCCGUGCCCCCGGUAGAUUGUCGUUCUAUGUGGAGCUCCGACGAGAUUACUGGCGUCCCCGUCCCUUCUCUUCGUUCACUUCACUUGGGAAGCUGUGACGUGCCAUGGAGUAGAUUGCGGAGACUGAUGGGCGGUUCGAUUUUAAGAAAAAGUAAACUAUUAAGAAAGAGCAUUCGUGCUUCCACAGAGUAUUUGGGGUCUGCACCAGAUCCUUCAAAGCAGAAUAGGAGGCAGCGGUAUCAUCCAUUUGAAGACAUUGCUGAGUCUACAUCAGAAAAUAGCGGAGAUGCUAGACUCACAGCUGCCGAGACAACUAGGACCAUCAUUGAGGUAAAUAACAAAGCAACUGUGAUGUUCACUGAUUUGAUCAAUGAUGAAAUUCAUGAAAAUGUAUUCUGGCAAGAGUUACCUUAUGUGAAAGAUGAACAUGGAAGUAAGUCAAGCAUUUCGCAUUCAUUAUUAACUUUUGAUUGGGUGGCUGUUCAUCAAGAUGAAAACAAUGAAGAUGAUUCUGAUUCUGAUGAGACCCUGGGAGACUGGGCAAAAUUGGAGACUAUGCGUUAUUCUCAUCCAAUGUCUUUUGCCAAAACACUGGCUCAGGUUGCUUUAGAUGAGCCAAUAGAUUGGAUGGAGCAGCCCCCUGCUGGUCUGGCUAUCCAAGGCAUUAUAAGACCUGCCUUAAUUGAAGAACACUCUGACAUCCAGAAGCAUAUGUCUGGCAGUCACUUCUGCAAUCCCGACAUAAAUCAGGUUGGUGUCGAUGAGAAACUAGAUGAUGUUGGUGCGAUUAAUGGUGAGAAACAAGAAUCACAGCCACUCAAAGAUGGUUCAUUCUGGUCAAAGGAAUCAAUGAAGGAUGAAAUUCCUCAAAAUGGAAUUUCAUUUUACAAGCUGGAGAUGAUUAAAAUUCAGCUGAUUUCAGUACAUGGACAUCAGAUUGUUGAAGUGGAAGACUUCAGGAAAGCUCAACCUGAUGCUAUUGCACACUCUGCAGCCAAAAUUCUCUCUCGCCUGAAAGCUGGAGGAGAAAAGAUUACGCAAGCCUUCAAAUCUCUCUGUUGGAGAUGUAAAGGCAUCCAGGUGGAGGAGGCCGCACUUAUUGGUGUAGAUUCCCUUGGUUUUGAUUUGAGGGUCUGCUCAGGAGCACAGAUCCAAACAUUGCGGUUUCCAUUUAGCAUGCGGGCAACAUCGGAGUAUAGUGCAGAGAGACAACUAAAUGAUUUACUAUUCCCAAGGAUCCACCACAAGCCACUAAAAAAGCAGACUCAUCAAAAUGAAGUCUAAAGUAUCAUUUUGAAUGUAGUUAUCUAUUCUUCAUAAAAGAAAUUAGUUAUCUGCUGUAACGCAAGAUGGCGUUGCUGAGUUGUGUAGACUGUAGAGAUAUAAAGUGGGCCAGCCCAGAAUGGAAAGGCUCACGGGCUUGUAUUCUCUUAUGGCUGGGCCGAAUCUGGAAACCUGUGGCCUGGCCCACUCAGAACACCUAAUGGGUGGGCCCUGUGUCUUGGGCCUGGCGGGUUGGGCCUUCAAUAAAAUAUGAAGAUUUAUGACAUUUUAUCUUAUGUAUGUGGGACUGUGGGUGGUCUUCAUCGAACAUGGGUUCUUAGUAGACAAAAGCAAGUUUAAAUCGAUAGCGCUACAGCAACGUUGCUGACA